AAACAAUUGGUAUAAUGUACUGUAAUGGGUGCAAUAAAAUAAAAGAAGUCUCCACCUACUGACCACCAAGUCAUUCCUGUCGGUAGGACCGUUCGAAAAUUUCUAAAAUUUUACCUGCCCAGUCACUGGGCACUCAGGUGUGAACGAGACAACACUAAUGUGAGAAACAAAAAUGUGCGUUACUUGUUAAUUGUGUUUUCGUGUAUUGAAUAUUUCUCGGUCCAAUUGUGUUUGUAUCAAGAAAACAAAAACCAAAACAAAACAAAAAAUGAAUGCGAGAGAAAUGACUUCUUCCGAAUUACAAAACUUGACUUGGGGCAAAAGGCAUCCAGUGCGAUCAAGAUUGUUGGAUGCUCAACUUUGGUCCGAAUUUUUAGCCAUCAACAAUGAAAUGAUUGUCACAAAAACAGGAAGGAGAAUGUUUCCGGUAAUUAAAACGCAAGUUACCGGAUUAUGUCCGGGAGACAUGUACACUGUAUUUUUGGAGUUUGUGCAAGUGGUCGGACAACGAUGGAAGUACAUUAACAGCGAGUGGUCGCCGACCACCACAUCGGACCCAGCCACAAAGAAUCCGUUUUAUAAACACCCAGAGUCACCGAAUUUUGGAAAACAUUGGAUGGAUCAACCGAUUUCAUUUGCUAAAAUCAAACUCACCAACAGACCGGAUAACCCGGGACAGACUCACUUAAAUUCGUUACACCAAUAUGAGACCAAACUUCAUAUAAUCAAAGUCGGAGAUCCGGACGACGUACAAAUUUUUGCAAUGCCUCAGACCAGAUUUAUGGCAGUCACAGCAUAUCAAAAUGAAGAGGUGACUAAACUUAAAAUCAAAUAUAAUCCAUUUGCCAAGGCAUUUAAAGACACCAAAGUCAAGUCUGAAGAAAAGGAUAGAAGAGAACAUCAAGAUGUUUAUCAGCCAGCACUUGGAUAUGAAAGUAACUUGAACUUUUCUCACCAUGAGAAUUAUAAUGCAACAACAACAUCUGACGAUUGGUUAUCUCAGUACGGAGGCCAAAGAGAACCAAUGAACCGAUGUCAAUGCACAGCUUGUUAUUUUGUUAAACCACAAGUUAAUCAUAAAAAAUGUGUCCCUAUUAACAGUUCUGGCCAAGACUAUGAACACACCACGUAUCAGCCAGCAUCCUACAGUUGGACACAAUUGGGAGGAUAACGUAUAAUGUAUCGUUUACAUAUUUUCACAGCCUGAUAUUUUGACUGUUUUAAUUUAAUUUUUAUUUGAUUUGGGUUAUAUUUUGUAUAAAUUAUAUUAUUAUCCAUUGUUUUAGUUUAUGUAAAUGUAUAUCUAUAAUACAUAUUAGAUUUGGGGUGAAUAAAAAUAUCUACUCAUAUGUUUGUCAAUUAGUAAUUUAAAAUUGUAUUUGAUGUUUUGUCUGAAUGUGUAUCAAUGAUAUCAAUUUUUUUUAUAACUAAGUAAAAUAAUUACUAAUACACAUAUUAUUCCUCUAACAGAACUCGUAAGCUACCCAGUUUAAUAGAAUAAAUAACAAUUUAUUUUUAAAUAGAAAUAGUUAAAUAAUUAAUCAAUAUUCAAUAUGAUAUCUUCAACAUCUAUAUCUUAAAUUGUUCUACUUAACACACAGUAAACAAUCUUAACAAAAUAAUUAUUCAGUUAAUAUAUUUUUAGUACAUUGUUCAGGACAGGAGUGGUUAACAGGGUGAAAGCAACAUGAUUUUGAGUUGAUCCCGAGUCCCUUUUGCCAUUAAUUAUAAACUAAUUAAUGACAACCCUAAUUUUUUUAGUAAUUUAUUAAAUCGGGGUUGAGUCAAUGUUGAUUAAAACUUUAGAUAACAUUUCUUCAUGCCUUUUAAUAUAUAUUAUAUAAUAAUUUUUAUACUUGUCAAUUACUAAGGAUUAAAAUAAAAUAUUAAUGUGUAUAAGUAUAACUAUUGAAGGAUAUACAUUUUUUGCAGUAAAAACUUCAAAUCUCUUUUUAUAAAUAUUUUAAAAUACAUCAUGGCGUAUUCAGGAUUAUUACUGAGGAGAUUAGUAAUAGAAAUAAAAAAAUGUAAUAAAACAUAAACAUUACUUCAAAAACUCUUUUACACUUCUUGUUUCCUUUCUACCAUCAAUAGACCACUAUUAUAGAUGAUCAAUAAUAUACAGUUAAUUUUUUUUAAUUACCUUUAUUGGCAGUUGUUUGUUAUAAUCAUUAACAUUGUCUAUGAACUACGCAAAUGUCUUAACUAUCAUAGGCAAUAUGUUAUAUAGCAAGUUGUAAGAACUUUUCUAUACAUUUUUAAAAUAUUAAAAUCUUAAAUGAGAUAGUCUGGCCGCCUGGGCCACGAAUUAAGGUAUAAAAAUAUUAAUAAGUUUUUAUUAAUAAUAUAUAUCUUAAUUUGUGGUCUGGGCUCAAAUGGCUUACUCUAUAUUAUGCACAUCUAUGUUUACACAUAGUUAACAUUUGUUACUGUCUUGAAACUUCCAUGUGCUAUACAAUUUGUUUUCCACUUAAAUCUAUUUAAAAUAUGUUCAACAAAUAAAAUAACUGCCUGGGAAGCAGCGGGUUUAAUUAAAAUCACUGGACCACAGAGAUUUUAAAAUAAAAUGUAAGACUAAUAAGUGUGCUUGUUAUGCUAUUAAUCAUAAACAUGUAAUUAAAAACAAAUAAUAAUUAAUUUGGUUGUAUAAAUAUUUUCCAUUAAAAUAUGUUUACAUAUAUAAUAUAUUUUUUCACAUUGCCUAAAGAGCAUCAGUCAUUGAUGAUAGUGCCUAUACAGUGGAUUCUGCUUAAUGUGAACACGUUGAAACCAAACUCAUUUGUCCAAAUGAAGCGGUUGGCCUUAUUAACUGAAAUUAGUUAUUAAUUAGUUGAUAGUUACAUUGGAACUGGAACCAGACCAUUUUACCCAUAUUACGCUGAUGCCAACAUUAGGCAAAAUCUACUGUAUUUAUAUUUUUAUAAAUCUUAGUAUCAUUUCUUUGAUUCCUUCAUUUAUGGUUUAAUAUAAACAGCCAGUUUCUUAAUUGCCUAGUCAUUCUCGACAGUGCCCAAUUAUUAUCACUGGCGGUAACAUAAAUAAUAUGUUAUUAUUCUGUGUUAUUAUAGACCAGCGGUUCCCAACCUUUUAUGAGCGUGACCCUAACAUUUUAAAUUUAACUUUUGGCGACCCAAAGAAAAAAACAUUCAAAGUUGCUAACACAAUUUUUAUUUAUUAACGU
Metopolophium dirhodum (rose-grain aphid) is the source of this 3181-nucleotide messenger RNA. RefSeq names its product T-box transcription factor T-like. Gene Ontology annotation, molecular function: RNA polymerase II cis-regulatory region sequence-specific DNA binding; DNA-binding transcription factor activity, RNA polymerase II-specific. The record is from RefSeq and is a predicted model, not a curated record. The coding region runs from base 269 to 1171 and encodes 300 amino acids. Lineage: Eukaryota; Metazoa; Arthropoda; Insecta; Hemiptera; Aphididae. Gene Ontology annotation, biological process: regulation of transcription by RNA polymerase II; positive regulation of DNA-templated transcription; cell fate specification. Gene Ontology annotation, cellular component: nucleus. The transcript has 5 exons.